Messenger RNA from Crotalus tigris (Tiger rattlesnake), 1892 nucleotides. It is a transcript of the gene FAF2, whose product is annotated as Fas associated factor family member 2. Gene Ontology annotation, molecular function: ubiquitin binding. Bases 24 to 1304 code for a protein of 426 amino acids. Lineage: Eukaryota; Metazoa; Chordata; Lepidosauria; Squamata; Viperidae. The record is from RefSeq and is a predicted model, not a curated record. Gene Ontology annotation, cellular component: endoplasmic reticulum. The transcript has 11 exons.
UGCGGGUCAGAGGCGGCGGCAAAAUGGCGGCAUCGGACGGGCGGGAGUUGUCGGCGGAGCAAACUGAGAAGCUCCUUCAAUUCCAGGAUUUGACUGGCAUAGAGUCCAUGGACCAAUGUCGUCAUACACUGGAGCAACACAACUGGAAUAUAGAGGCAGCUGUUCAGGACCGAUUAAAUGAACAAGAGGGAGUCCCAAGUGUCUUCAACCCACCACCUUCUCGGCCCUUGCAGGGUUUAUUAGGUUGGGGUUACUAUUUGAUAAUGCUUCCAUUCCGAUUUACAUAUUACACAUUACUUGAUAUAUUUAGGUUUGCUUUGCGUUUUAUCCGUCCUGAUCCUCGUAGUCGGGUCACUGACCCUGUAGGUGACAUUGUUUCAUUUAUUCAUAUGUUUGAAGAAAAAUAUGGAAGAAUACAUCCUGUCUUCUAUCAGGGAACAUACAGCCAGGCCCUGAAUGAUGCCAAGAGGGAGUUGCGCUUCCUGCUUGUUUACCUGCAUGGUGAUGAUCAUCAAGAUACUGAUGAAUUUUGUCGUAGCACACUCUGUGCGCCAGAAGUAAUUUCCCUCUUAAACACCAGGAUGCUCUUCUGGGCAUGUUCUACCAAUAAACCAGAAGGAUACAGAGUGUCUCAGGCUUUGCGUGAGAACACCUACCCUUUCUUGGCAGUGAUCAUGCUGAAAGAUCGUAGAAUGACUGUGGUUGGAAGGUUAGAAGGACUUAUCCAACCUGAUGACCUCAUUAACCAGUUGACAUUCAUUAUGGAUUCCAAUCAGACGUACCUGGUAUCUGAGCGUCUGGAAAGAGAAGAACGAAACCAAACUCAGGUCCUGAGGCAGCAACAGGAUGAGGCAUAUCUUGCUUCCUUACGGGCAGAUCAGGAGAAAGAACGGAAGAAAAAGGAAGAGCGAGAGAAGAGGAGGAGGAAGGAGGAAGAGGUGCAACAGCAGAAGCUGGCGGAAGAGAGAAGGCAGCAGAAUUUGCAAGAGGAGAAGGAACGGAAAUCUGAAUGCCUUCCCCCCGAGCCACAUCCCGAUGAUCCUGAAAGCGUUAAGAUCAUCUUCAAGAUGCCCAAUGAUUCCAGGGUGGAAAGGAGAUUUCACUUUACACAGUCUUUAACUGUGAUCCAUGAUUUCCUAUUCUCUUUGAAAGAGAGUCCGGAAAAGUUCCAGAUUGAGGCCAAUUUUCCCCGCCGUGUCCUGCCCUGCCUUCCUACAGAGGAAUGGCCUAAUCCGCCCACGCUGCAAGAAGCCGGACUCAGCCACACGGAAGUUCUCUUUGUGCAAGACCUUACGGACGAUUGACAUUUAUCCAAAAUACAGAGAUGGAAAGAGAAUUUCCUAUUAUAAUACAAUAUUUUUUUUAAAGACUGCCGCAUACAAAUGAGGGAUCAGAGACUAUAUGGCCUGGCCAGCCGUGUCAUGUGACUGCACUGGCAGGAGAAACUGCACACUCGCACACACUCAACCCCUUUUACAUUGAGAGGGCAGACGGGAGGAGCCACAACUGGCGUCCCAAGAGAGGGGUCAGAAAUGCAGCUUUUGGUAAAUGCUGCUUUUAUUGGAAACAAUUUACACCAUCAUUUUGACAUUAGAAAAUUUGACGUUCUGCUGCUUUUGACAGCUAAAGAAACGUACGUGUGAGCCAGGUUGAGAUCUGCCCCCCACUGGGGAAAGACAGAUAGAAGGUUAUUUUCUUCCAGCUUCUCACUCUGUAAAAAAUACCUUAAAUAUAUCUUUUGCUUUGUAAUGACCAAAGGAGAAUGGGUUAACAAUGAUUUUUUUUUUCUAAAUAUGGAGCUGUUGAUAUUCUUAACAACAGAGGUUUUUCUUCUCCAGGGUUGUUAGCUGCAUAGUGUAAUAAACUCUGCCUCUAGUGUGCCUGUGCUAACA